Molecule: messenger RNA, 6448 nt
Organism: Notothenia coriiceps (black rockcod)
Lineage: Eukaryota; Metazoa; Chordata; Actinopteri; Perciformes; Nototheniidae
Gene: col4a1
Product: collagen, type IV, alpha 1
Exons: 52
Coding region: 158-5089 (1643 amino acids)
Biological process (GO): extracellular matrix organization
Cellular component (GO): collagen trimer
Molecular function (GO): extracellular matrix structural constituent conferring tensile strength
Source: RefSeq, a predicted model, not a curated record
AUAACGUCUCGGACAAAGAUGCAGCCAAACGUGCUGUCCGUGCUCUGCCGAUAAGUUUAACAGUUACCUGAAGAAAGAGGACAAGAAGCGGCACACAGGUAGUUGUUAGCGGACACUCUGCACUGUUGCGCACACGGUAACCAGCGCGCACCGCACAAUGCUGUUAUCGUCCGGCACCCUGUUACUGCUGCUGGCGGCUCUCUACUCCACUGUGGACCUGACGGGGGCUGAGGGCUGCGGGGCUUCAUGUGGAAAAUGUGACUGCAGUGGUGUGAAAGGAGCAAAGGGUGAGCGUGGAUUCAAUGGUCUUCAGGGUAAUAUGGGAUUUCCAGGGAUGCAUGGACCUGAAGGUCCUCCUGGACAAAUGGGCACAACGGGCACUUUUGGUGAAUCUGGAGCUCCCGGGCUGAAAGGAGUGAGGGGUCCUCCUGGUCUGCCAGGUUUCCCAGGAAACCCCGGACUACCGGGCAUUAACGGAAAUGACGGUGGACCCGGUUCGCAAGGUAUCCCAGGAUGCAAUGGGACCAAAGGAGAUAGAGGACUGGAUGGCACCUCUGGUUUUCCCGGUCUUCAAGGACCUCCCGGCAUCUCAGGAAUUCCUGGAAUGAAGGGUGACCCUGGUGGUGUGAUCGGGAUUAUUCCCUUGAGAGGAGACAAAGGAUUUGCUGGCACACCUGGACUACCUGGAACAAGUGGAUUUCCUGGACCAGUUGGACCUCCCGGACGAACAGGCUUUCAUGGACCCAAAGGAGAUUCUGGCCCCCCUGGCCCUCCUGGAGAGAAGGGUGACAAGCUGGCCUUUGUGAGUGAGAAAGGAGAGAAGGGUGAUCCAGGAUUUCGUGGCCCCCCCGGCCCUCCUGGGACAACACUGGGAGUGGAAGGAGGACGUCCCACAGUGCAUGUACCUGGACCACAGGGUGAAAGAGGACUUAAGGGAGACCAAGGAGACAAAGGCUUUUGCGUCCCUCAUCUAUAUGGUAUCAAAGGUGAAGUUGGCCCUCCUGGAUCAAGAGGAAAAUUUGGCAAGGAUGGGGAUGAUGGGUCGAAGGGAGAAAAAGGCUUUCCUGGAACUGCUGGAUUCACUGGUUCCCAGGGUGAAAAGGGAGAAAAAGGACCGCCAGGAUAUGGUAAUGGUGCCCCUGGUCCUCCCGGCCCAAGUGGUAACCCAGGGUUCCAAGGAGUAAAAGGUUUUCCUGGUCCUCAGGGAGAGGCAGGUCCUGCAGGCCGGCACAUUGAGGGGCCUCGCGGAGAGACGGGACAGAAAGGACACUUUGGAGAGAAAGGAGACAGGGGACUGGAUGGAGAGUCUCUCGUUGGACCUCCGGGACAACCGGGAAACCCUGGACUCCCUGGACCAGCUGGACCACCACUUGACCCUAAUGAAUGCAACAAUGAGAAAGGAGCUCCUGGCCCAGCUGGAUCUCCAGGCUUACAAGGAGAAUUAGGACAGAAAGGUGACAUAGGAGAUACCUGUGUUCAAUGUGAAGGUUCCGGCCCACCUGGAUUACCUGGUCCACACGGCCCUAAAGGAGAUGGGGGGCCUCCAGGGCCAGUAGGAGGGAAGGGACAAAAGGGUACUUCUGGCUCUUCUGGACAAACUGGAAAUCCUGGUUCUCAAGGUUCUCCCGGGUUGAUUGGAGCCACUGGUGCUGUUGGCAAGCCAGGGGACGUUAUUGGAGUUGAUGGUUUGAAAGGAGAGAAAGGUCUGCCUGGUCUUUCUGGUACUCCAGGGAGGCCCGGCCUGGAUGGACAGCCGGGGAGAGAUGGUUUCCCUGGUAUACAAGGCCACAAAGGAGAAUCGGCCAGGGAGGGCAUAAAGGGUGACCGUGGACAAGAUGGGAACACUGGUCAGAUCGGGCCUCCAGGAGAGAGGGGUCCACCGGGCCAGCCUGGCUUCGGUCGAACUGGAGAGCCUGGAGAGAAAGGUGGUCAUGGAAGGCACGGAACUCCUGGAACUCCUGGACAACCUGGUGUUAAAGGUGAGCCAGGUCAAGGUGAGAGCACGGCUGGACCUCAGGGAGUACCUGGAGCACACGGCGAAACUGGCAUUCCUGGACUUCAAGGUGACAGAGGCCUUCAGGGAGAUCGAGGGUUGCCCGGUUUCCCAGGACAGAAGGGUGAAUAUGGACCCCAGGGUAUUGGAUUACCUGGUCCAACUGGUCCUAAAGGAAUCAAUGGAUUACCAGGAGCUCCAGGAUUAUCAGGAGAGACAGGAAGAGGUGGACAGGAUGGCUUGACUGGACAAAGUGGUACACCUGGACCAAAAGGUGAGCCAGGGCGAGGUCUUCCAGGCCCAAAAGGUUCGCAAGGCCAACCAGGAAUUACUGGCUUCCCGGGAGAUAAGGGUGGCUUUGGACGACCUGGUAUUCCUGGACUAGAAGGCCAGACUGGACCUACGGGAGAUCAGGGAAUCCAAGGUGAUGUGGGAGUCCCAGGACCUCCUGGACUGGUCGGCGUGCCAGGUUCUCCAGGUAAAGGUUCACCCGGAGCCCCCGGACCACCAGGACCAGCUGGAGAGUCCGGACCACAUGGUAGAGGAGGUGUAAAGGGAGACAAGGGCUACCCCGGUUCUCCUGGUCUGGACAUGCCGGGGCCUCAGGGAGCGAAGGGACAAUCCGGGUUCCCAGGAACGUCAGGAUAUAAAGGACUGCCCGGACGAGCAGGUCUACCUGGCAGGGAAGGACUCAUUGGAACACAAGGUAUUAAAGGUGAAAUGGGUGUCAUAGGGACACCGGGAAUACCAGGAUUUCCUGGACCACCUGGUACGUCUGGAUCUCAUGGACUGAUAGGUGAUCCAGGUAUUACUGGGCCAAGAGGUGGUAUUGGAGACUCAGGACUCAAAGGAGAGAGGGGAGAUCGAGGUCUGCAGGGUCCUCCUGGAAACAUGAGUGAAGUGGACAUGGAGCACAUGAAGGGGGAGAAGGGAGACCUUGGAAACAGAGGUGACUCGGGGGGCACUGGAGAGAAAGGCCACCGAGGACUUCCUGGUAACCCUGGAAUGUCAGGCAAAAAUGGAGAGUCUGGAUCACCUGGCCAACCAGGUGAGAAAGGAGACUCUGGUUUUCCUGGAGAGCCGGGCAAUUUCGGACAACCUGGACAGAAAGGCACUGUAGGAGAGAUGGGAAUCCCCGGUCUGUCUGGUCCACAGGGUAGUAAAGGAGAUUCUGGUACAACAGGACAUACCGGAUUCAGAGGCACAGAUGGACAGAAAGGUGACAAGGGAACAGGUGGUGACCCAGGUAUUGGGCUCCCAGGAACUCCAGGAGAAAAGGGUCAGACAGGCCAGCCCGGAUUCCCAGGAACUGCAGGAGAGAGGGGUCUGAAGGGUCACGAGGGGAUGUCCGGCAAUGCAGGACUGCAAGGAACCAAGGGAGACAAGGGAAGCGUCGGGUAUUCAGGUCAGUCAGGUAGACCAGGUGAGAAGGGAACUCCUGGGCUCUCGGGGUCUGCAGGAGAAACUGGUCCUGAUGGUCGCCCUGGGGAAGGCGGCUUGCAGGGACCUCCUGGUGUUCCUGGAGUGAAGGGAGAUCCUGGAAUAGAUGGCAUCCCAGGAUCCUCAGGGGAAAGAGGAGACCCAGGUUUAUCUGGCCAAGGUUUCUCUGGAUCUCCUGGAGUGCUUGGUGGCAAAGGUGACAAAGGCAGUCCUGGUUUCCCUGGCACUCCAGGUCAUCCUGGCGUCUCUGGUAUCAAAGGAGACAAGGGACUUUCAGGCUCACACGGACCCCAGGGCGAGGCAGGCGAGAGGGGGUACCCAGGUAACUCCCUCGAGGGCCCUAAGGGAGAGUCGGGAGCAUCAGGACAAACCGGAGUAACAGGAUCUCCAGGAGUACCAGGGACCUCUGGUGUGCCAGGCAGAGGGGGCCCUAAGGGAGACAAAGGAGGCCAGGGUCAGCCUGGUUUCCAGGGAGAGUCGGGACAUAAGGGUGAUGCUGGAACUCCUGGACUCCCUGGACAAGAUGGCCUUCCAGGUCUUUUUGGACAGAAGGGAGAGAGUGGAUUGUCGGGAGUCCCUGGCUUCCCAGGUACAAGGGGUCAAGGGGGUGACAUUGGAUUCAAAGGAGAACUUGGAGACAAUGGAUUCCAAGGAGAGAAGGGCAUUGAUGGCCCCCCAGGUCCCCCUGGCCCUCACACCUACAUCAAAGGAGACAUUGGGUUUCCAGGUACUCAGGGCAUACCGGGUCCCCAGGGGCCAUAUGGGCUCCCUGGACAAAAAGGACAUCAAGGUGUGACAGGUGUUCAAGGGCCAAAAGGUGAAGAUGGCAUUCCUGGAUAUAAUGGUCAGGCUGGAUCCAAGGGAAACUCUGGUCUUCCAGGGCCACAGGGACCCAGAGGACACCCUGGCCCCCCAGGACCUGAUGGUGUUCCAGGUCAAAUUGGUCACACCGGGCCCUCAUCCAUGGAUCACGGGUUCCUGGUAACCCGCCACAGCCAAACGGUGGAGGUUCCAACCUGUCCUGAGGGAACCCGGCUCAUAUAUGACGGCUAUUCCUUGCUCUACGUACAAGGCAACGAACGCUCACAUGGACAGGACUUGGGUACGGCCGGCAGCUGUCUGAGGAAGUUCAGCCCCAUGCCCUUCCUGUUCUGCAACAUCAACAAUGUGUGCAACUUCGCCUCGCGUAACGAUUACUCCUACUGGCUCACCUCCCCUGAGCCAAUGCCCAUGAACAUGGCACCUAUCACCGGUCAAGGCAUCAAACCCUUCAUCAGCAGAUGUUCUGUGUGUGAAGCUCCAGCCAUGGUGAUAGCGGUUCACAGUCAGACCAUCAUGAUCCCAUCAUGCCCCCAUGGCUGGGACUCUCUAUGGAUUGGAUACUCUUUCGUCAUGCACACCAGUGCCGGUGCAGAGGGCUCCGGCCAGGCUCUGGCGUCUCCUGGUUCCUGUAUGGAGGAGUUCCGCAGUGCUCCCUUCAUCGAGUGUCACGGUCGUGGAACCUGCAACUACUAUGCUAACUCCUACAGCUUUUGGCUUGCCACCAUUGAAGACGAGGAUAUGUUUACGAAACCUGUCCCAACAACGCUAAAAGCCGGAAGUCUCCGAACACACAUAAGCCGCUGUCAGGUGUGCAUGAAGAGGACAUAUACAUAAAGAUUCCUCCUUCCUAACCUGCAAGGAAUCCUGUGGGCGCUGACGUCUUUGACUUGGCUUAACUUGCGGUUUUCAUAUGAUGGUGCUAUUUCCCUGCAUGUGACAGGAGAGGGACAGAGGUUUGCUAAAACAGCCGGAGAUUGAAACAUUAACAACCAGAACACGGAGACCAAGCAGCCUUCAGAUUGAUGCACAACAACAUGAUAACAUUAUGUCUCUAAUGAAUUGCACUAAGUUUACCACUGCACUGAGUACAUGCCCCCUAAACUGGUAAGCUGGUGUUCAUUUUGUGUGAGUCAGGUGCUAUUCAAUCUUACUUAUCUGCCUUAUUCCAUUGUUUUAUCUUUUUCCUGCCAAUGCCACAGCAUUCAAAGAUAUAGCCACAUUGUAUUCUAGAUUUUAACUUUUUUUACACAUACUAAUGUAAAGGGUGGGACUUACCACUGGUUACAUACGCUUGUCAUUUGCUUAAUCACCAUUAUGUUGCAGACACAGAUAUAUAACAAUCACUCUGUUGUAAAUAUAAUGCAUUCCUCUAACAUAGUUCAACAUACUCUCCUCAGGUCAUUAUUGAAAUACUUUGUGUGUUAUUAAGUCCAUUUUUAUUUAUAAGAUUUAUGAGAAUAUGUUGGACUUGAGUGUAUCUAAGAUUCCAUUGAUCCCCAAAACAUCUGACAAUCAGCGCCUUAUUAUCAUCCAAAACAGCACUGAAAGAGCAUUUGUGUGCCUGUGUGUGUGUGUGUGUGUGUGUACGUGUGUAUGUGUGUGUGCGUGUGUGUGUGCGUGAGUGCGUGUGUGUACAUAUGAGAGGAUUUGGAAGUGGUGAAAUAGACCAAACAAAAAUCACCUUUGCGUAUAACAGCUAUGUGUUAAAGGAUUUUCACUUCUCACAUCACAUGAACCAAAUGUACUAAUCCCAAAGAAAUGCACAUGUAUAUAUACUUAGGUAUAACAUGAACUUGACUGUUCCUGUUUGUGAAUUACUUUUUUAUCCCUCUGACAUAAUGCAAAAAAUAUAGUGAAGGGUCACAUAUUUGUUUAUUCCUAAUAUACAUUUUCGGAGAUAACCUCAGACAAAGUCUUGGUGUCCCUUUCACAGAUAUUUAAAGAUUUAAGCUCUUUCUACUGUUGAAGUUACAGCAGUUACUCUCACUGACCGUAACCUGUUUUUGUUUGUUUUGUGUGUGUGGUUGUGAUGAAAUGCUCCAUGAAGUAUAUACAGCAUCAGUUAACAAACUUGAUUACUGUCAGAAUAAUCUAUCUAAUAAACAAACCGAACCGAACAUACUUCCUCAACACUUUAUAUUCUCCAGAUCCCAUACUGUGUAAUUCCAGCAAUAAAGUGAUGUGUAGAAUUUC